Molecule: messenger RNA, 555 nt
Organism: Psammomys obesus (fat sand rat)
Lineage: Eukaryota; Metazoa; Chordata; Mammalia; Rodentia; Muridae
Gene: CUNH8orf88
Product: chromosome unknown C8orf88 homolog
Exons: 6
Coding region: 121-480 (119 amino acids)
Biological process (GO): negative regulation of translational initiation
Cellular component (GO): cytoplasm
Molecular function (GO): eukaryotic initiation factor 4E binding
Source: RefSeq, a predicted model, not a curated record
GCGGCGGGAGCCGUUCCCCGACGGCAGCCGGGCGCUCGGCCGCCGUGUCUGGGCUGAGCGCCGCGACGCCGCGCCGGAAACCCUCCCGGGUCUUGAGGCGUAUGGAACCUCAAGGUCUUUAUGACAAUGGAAACCAAAAAAUUGAUUGGGAAACCGCUUCAACCUGCAAGACCUGUUCGUCAUCUCUCUUCUCCUCCAGGACCAGUGUUCCCUUUCAACUUUCAGAAUGAGUAUCCAUGCAACACUCAGUGCUUACAGAGUGGAGUUGGCAGAUGUAAGACGAAUGGAAUGCAAGCCUUUUCUCAAGGUCUUAAUGAGCAACAACAACACCAGUCUCCAGUUAAAAAAGAGAGAAUUAAAUACAGCAGAGAUUUCUUGUUGAAGCUUUCAAGUGUUUCCAUCUGCAGAAAAAAACCAGACUUUCUGCCUGAUCAUCCCAUUGUACUUCAAAAACCAGAAAACAACCAAAGCUUUAAGUAGCAUUUUAAGAACAGAUGAAUUUGAAGAUAAAGAAUUAUUCAUUUUAUAUUUUGGACACCUGCAAAUGAAGUGGAC